This is a messenger RNA of Stegastes partitus (bicolor damselfish), 648 nucleotides long. Its product is annotated as bone morphogenetic protein 6-like. Gene Ontology annotation, molecular function: growth factor activity. The record is from RefSeq and is a predicted model, not a curated record. NCBI's taxonomy places the organism in Eukaryota, Metazoa, Chordata, Actinopteri, Pomacentridae. Bases 1 to 648 code for a protein of 215 amino acids. The transcript is spliced from 5 exons.
AUGUCGUUUGCGUUCGUUGUCACGGCGGUGCUUCUGGGCUCUUCAGUCACCAUGGCUUUUGUGUUACAUCAGGCUAAAGAUGAACCUGCAACUUCUGCUGAUGCUUCUGUUUCCCAUCACAGGUGUCAGGGUGAGUCACUGCAGUCCAUCAGGAAGAGUCUCCUCAAGGCUCUCAACAUUCAGACUGAGCCGCAGCUACCUGCUGGUUUUCUCAACAGUGUCAGAGAACAGUGGAGGAGAACCUUCAGCACCAUUUCUAACCAAGCCGUGUACACCACAAUUCCAGCAGCUGAUGAUUACUCUGUGUCACCUGACAGUACAAACAGCACAAGCUUGACGUGCUGCUCCAUGGCCUCUGAGAUCUUCAUGAAAGAUCUGGGUUGGGACAGCUGGGUGAUCCAUCCUCUGAGCCUCACCAUCGUUCAGUGUGCACUCUGCAACUCUGACAUGAACUCUGUGCAAUGUCCAUCAUCCCACUCCAGUGUUCAUGAUGUAAAAUCACAUGUUCCAUGUUGUCAGCCAACCUCCCAGGAAACGCUGCCCAUCGUCUACAUGGAUCAAUCCAGCACCACUGUCAUUUCCUCCAUGCAGCUGACCCGCAGCUGUGGCUGUGGACCCGGCAGUGUCCAGCAGCCAAACACAGAGUAG